CCGUUCACUUACACCUCCGUAGGCACGUUUAGACAACGGCACUACUCUUGCGUCACUUCUGGCUUGUCGGGGAUAGCUCGUCACGACUCACGACUCUCUCGAUGCUUCUUUGAUAUAGGCCCUUCGAUCGGCUCCGACUGAGGAGAUCACUGCCUUGGCCGACGUAGCAAAAGCGUAGCGAGCUCCCAGCCGUGUUCGAUGUCUUCACCCAAUUUUCCAAUGAUGAUGCGCUCCGAGUACUUUGUCCAGAAUGGCGAACACCGCCGAGAUGCUUCGCCUGAGACUGCUCCCCAAGAUGCCACACUACGAGAGGAUGUCAUCCGUGAUGGUACGGAUAUAUCUGAUUCGCAAACCAUAGAGAAAUGCCAGCCUAGCCUCCAGCAGGAUGCCAAAGAAGCCCUUGUCGUUGGCAUGAAGGCGGGACAGACGAAAGAUGGUAAAGACAGCCCACCGCAUCCUACGACAGUAGAAUUCACCGGGAACUUUCUUCCAAGGCCGACAGAAGCCAGUCACCUUGGUGCACUUGACCCCAGCAAAAUCUUUCGAGCGCCGCCGCCUACUUUCACUCCCAACCAGUUCUCGGGGCCGCAGGCCAAACCGUUCGUCCCCACCGAUGGUCAACUCGAAGCAAUGAUCUGUCCCUCAUCCUAUCGACCGGCCCUGCGUUUGUCUACAAGCAGCACACAGUCCAAUGCCUCGAACGCUGCCGUGGCCUGUCCAAGCAGAUCGACUACUGAUGACCAGGGACAACCUGUUCCUUCACCCAUCCGGAACACAAAUGCUGGAUCAGAUCCUGCCCCCUUAACCCUGGUAGUUGCCCGCUCGUCCAUGUCUCCAGAUGCAACUGCUAGGAGCGUCACCCAGCUUGAGACAAUAUCAGGGGCCAGGGUGGAAGAACCUCCAUUUCCAAGAACAGAAGCAACAUCCACCCGCCUAGAGUCGCCGACGAGAACUCACAAUCCAAACGCAGUCGUAGAGCAUAAAAGCCCAGCGACAAAAAGUCAUGCGAUGGCCCCGGCUCCACAGGGAAGUGUAUUGAUUGAUCAUCGCGCAAGAACAAACCCCCACAGUGGCUUGCAAGAACAUACAGACGGUCCUCGCCAUCGGAACCAACGGCCCUUGAGUCCUGUCCGCAAGUCUAAUGAGAAAGACCGCGAGCCGAAGCGUCAUCUUCCAGUUCGAGACCUAGAGGUACCGACCCAGCACCGCUCUCGUGGUAUUGGAGGUUCAAGAUUCUCGGCCACACUCGAUCACAGCAAUGAGCCCGUAUUGAGUUCUCAUGUUGUCCCGACCGGAAAUGCGUUCCGUCAGCACCAUGAGCUCGGCUCAUAUACAGAGCAGAGACAUGGGGCAGAACAGCACCCCCCCUUCCUGGACCUGUUGACCAUGCCAACUCCUCCCGCCCCGUAUGAUGGGGAAGAAACAGCUCAUGCGUCGGUGCAAGCGCGGCAUUCGAGUCGUUUCGCAAGAGAGAGGCAAUCAUCCAGCCCCGUCACGCGGCCAGGCUCGCAGGUCUCCAACACAUCCCGACGUCGGGGACCGUUAGUUAAGCAUGCAAACUCACGGAGGUCCAACCGAGGCCAACUACAGAAGACGUUAGAAUCUUGGCAAGCGAUGGUGAAUGAUUACGAAAAAGAGCGGACCGAGUUACUUCAGGCCAUUGAUCAGAGAGACGACGAGCUGACGAAGCAGGGCGAUCGCAUCGCUCGGGGAAAGCAUCAGCUGAAGGAGUGCUCGAACCAGCUCGAGUCACUGAGACGGGAAAACGGGGACCUCGUCCAACAGAACCAUGCAUUGCGUGAUCAAGCCAAAGAAGCCGUCAACGAUACGAACAAAGUCAAGCUUGAACUCGAGAGUGUGCACUCCCAGCUCGAGAAGCUUCGGGGAAGAUACAAUAGUCUCAAGGAGCACCUUAACAAAGCUAUUGCUGAGCAGCAACGGCUUUACCAAGAUCUACAAGCAAGCUAUACUAAGACAAAAGAGGAGAUGAGACUCUCACACCAAGAGUGCGAAUCCGAACAGUCUCGUACUCUCGCCAAGAUGGAGGCACUUCGAAAGGCGGUCCAGGAGGCAGCAGCCGCAAAACGUGCAGCAGCAGAGCAACAGAGAGAAGAGUGUGAGUUCAUGCCCAUCGAUUGAUUACACGGGCUAGCUUGCUGACUGUGACCAGCCAAUGCCAUCAUCGCCAACCUUCAGCAGAGACUCGCGGAAACCGAGAAGCAACUCGCGGCGGCCGUCGAGAAGACAGUAGAACUUGUCCAGGCACUCGAGGAUCGGGCGACGCAAGACGAUCAGUUACAAAAG
Molecule: messenger RNA, 2304 nt
Organism: Sodiomyces alkalinus F11
Lineage: Eukaryota; Fungi; Ascomycota; Sordariomycetes; Glomerellales; Plectosphaerellaceae
Exons: 2
Coding region: 199-2139 (646 amino acids)
Source: RefSeq, a predicted model, not a curated record